This is a messenger RNA of Spodoptera litura, 2510 nucleotides long. RefSeq lists its product as uncharacterized. NCBI's taxonomy places the organism in Eukaryota, Metazoa, Arthropoda, Insecta, Lepidoptera, Noctuidae. The record is from RefSeq and is a predicted model, not a curated record.
UUAUCCAGAAUGUUUUACGUGGAUUCUCAACGUACGGUUACACGUCGUGAAAGUUCUUUGGUAACGCAUAAACGGACGGGCCUGGAAGGUGAAUUUGACGCAUGGUCUGCAGUAAGAGGUCAAUCUACUGUGCCACUUAAUAGUGAUUCUUCGGCUUCUAUAUCAACUCGCCCCAAAGGUUCCAUCCGAAAAGAUAUAAUUACAAUGAUGUUCGAUGCCAUGUUAGAAAGCAUUGUAGAGUCGUGGGAAACUAUUCCAACAAAGGGAGAGGACAGCUCUCGUUUCGAUUUUGCGACCAGGACAACGAGUGACACAACGUUCAUGGGCGGGAAAAAGAAAAAAGCUACAACAAAAGGAUCUAAAAGUAAACGAAGCCGAUCAAGAAUUGAAUUUGGGAUGGACUCUAUCCAAACGGUUUGGUGGGCUAUCCCUGAUGAAAAAGCCAUUAUUAAAUUUCGCAACGGCAAUUUCUACGAAGGAAGCAUAUCUUCUAAAUGUAUGCACGGAGAAGGUCGUUUUGUUUGGAGUGACGGAACUACUUAUUUGGGUCAAUUUAAAGACAAUGAAAUCAACGGAAAGGGUGUGCUUCACUGGAAAGAUGACACGUGGUAUGAAGGAGAGUUUGUUGGUAACCUGCGCCAUGGUAAUGGCAUAUAUGUAGACUCCCGUACCCAACGUUCCUACGUGGGCGGGUGGCACUGUGGAACUAAACACGGAGAUGGAGUCAUUUACUAUUCUCAUAACUUCAAGAAUUCCUAUGAUGGUCAGUGGAUUCAUAAUGAACGAUUCGGGUACGGUUCUCGGGAGUACGAUGAAUCAAGUGGAUAUAAAGGAGACUGGGACAGAAAUAUUAGGCAAGGGAAGGGAUUAAUGAUAUGGCCAAACCACGAUUUUUACCGUGGUGAGUGGCAUAAUGGAGUUAUGUCCGGUUACGGAAUUUACAUAUGGGAAACUUCUUAUAAUAACACAAUGUCAGUGCCUUCUAUAAAUUCAUUUUGUGGUACAUGGGAAAAAGGUCAACGCCAUGGCUAUGGUACUCUUCACCUCGGAUUGGGCUUAGGCUCGCAUUAUAAGGGCGAGUUUAAUAAAAAUAAAAAGCACGGAGUAGGCAAGUUUGUCACGAACAAUGGAUUAAUUAUCCAAGAUAAAAACCUUUUCAUUGAUGACAAUAUAGCACCAGCGCUUGAAACCGAAGCAAGAUACUUACAGCAAACCAAAAGAGAUUUAUCAAUUAGCCACGAACCACAUAAAUUUGAUAUAUGCGACAAUAAUGUAGGCCUCAGUUAUCAUGUCGACCAAGCGUUUAAAAAUUUAGAUAAACGGGAUGAAAUAAGAAAAAAUAUAAUCAUGGAAUACAUGGAAAAUAAUAAUAUUAUAAAUAAAGAACUUUUAAAAAUUGGUGUAAAUCAGGAGACUUCCUCAGAAGAAGCAAUUAGAAAAGAAAAAUUGGUCACGCUGAUCAUGUUUGAGGAAACUUCGCUGCGAAAUUGUUUGAAAUGCUACGAAACUGAAUUGUUGAACAUUUACUACAAGUAUGCUACUAUUUGCAAUUCUAAAGAAGUAGGGUUCACGCCUAUAUUGAUUCGUUUAUAUUUAUGGCAAUUAUAUUACGACUGUAAUGUCCACGAGCGAGGUUUAACACUCAUUGAGAUUGAUAGGAUUUAUCACCAAAAUCCUGAAUGGCUUGCAAGGUCUGCUCACAAUCCGUUCGAGAAGAUUUACUUUUGGCAGUUCUUACAUAGUGUAAUUUCGGUUGCUAGUAGAUUAUAUGCAAAAAGAGUAUUGCCUGGUGCUAAACCGGACACAAUCAUAGCAUGUGCUCUUAGAAAUUUCAUGGAUAAUGAUGUUAUUCCGGGAACUAGUCGUCAGAGAGGUCACCUGGUAAAUGGUUUCGGUCAAUUUGUACCGUUAAGAGCCACCUACGACCUAUAUCGCAGUUUGGGAGAACCACACACAGUGCGCACUUUUCUAUGCGCCGUUCGCCGAUCACCACACUUCCUGCACCAUCUUCAACCAGAUCUUGUCGAAGUACCCGAUAUAUACCUGCCGUUAGGGAGGAACGUUUAUAUAUUUGGAGAUGAAUUGUCCUUUGUUGUUGAUGAUAACGAGCUCCCUGAUAUUUUUGAAUUACCAGAAGAUAUUGAGAAUUUAAAAUUGUUCAACUUCGGCAACUUAUCAAGCAAAGCUAUCAUAAAAAUAUUUUCAAGAAUAUUUCCACAGUUAUGUGAACAAAAUAAAAUUAUGAAUCUAGACAUAGAACUUUCGUUUUUCGAAUUUUUUCAAGCUUUAAUUUCAUGCGCUGAAGAAAGCAUUCGCGUAAGAGAUGAAGAACUGAAGUAUAAAGAAAUGGUUAUGUACAAUGAAACUAUAGCACCACCAAGUACACCAGCGGGACACGGUGCAAGAUCUAAAUGAAUAAAAACCAAUAAAAAUUUCCAAUUGAUGAUGUCUUCUCCGCCCUGGCUGCUCAACAGGGUGAUUCGAUCGGACCUCACACACAACCACGGCAC